AUGAGCUCCCCCACCUUGACCAGUCUUGAGGCUCCCGUUGCCUUCGACUUUGACUACCCUGUUCGCGUUUCCCGGGCUUGCGCCAACUGCAGAAGUAGUAAAACCAAGUGUGUUACCGAUUCGCAAGAUCGAGCUUGCAUGCGUUGCUGCUUCAGCGGUUUCGAUUGUGUCUAUGAACCAACAGAGAGACAACGGGAGCGUCAUGCCCGCAAAGGCCAUCCGAGCUCUUCAUCCAAGGGCAAACCCCGCCGAGGCAGAAAACGUCUGGCUGUCCGACCACCCACCGUUAUCCCGGCAUCGCCAACCAUUAGCCAGUACGACUGCGACGAGUUGUAUUGCAAAUGCCCUUCAGAUUCAGACUCCUACUCACCGGCUGCAUCACCUGGCCCACGCACGCCUGCUAUCUUCGACACUACUUUCCUCCCAUCCACUUCCACAGCGCAGUACCCAGCGCCUAUCCAACCACCUCCACCACCACCAGUGGCGCGUUAUGCUCCACAGUGGCUCGAGUACCCUCCACCCGAGAGUGCAUCUGAGAGCAGCAUUCAUUUCUCUGCUGACGAAUUCACCUUUGACGUCUAUCCGCCCGCUCUUCCGGACUCUGCAUGUUUACCGGGGACAUUCAAUGGAGCUUUGGCCUUCCAAAGUCAUUAUGUCGGUGAUGCAGAGCACCGACAAUUUAACGAAACCUCGGCUCUGGGACUAUUCGACCUUGAUCUCGACUUGAACGACUUCCGCUUUACUCUCCCUCUGAUGGAGACCGACCAGACUAUCUACAGUCAUGUUCCAUAUAAUUUCUGA
This is a messenger RNA of Mycena indigotica, 801 nucleotides long. Its product is annotated as Zn(2)-C6 fungal-type domain-containing protein. Gene Ontology annotation, molecular function: DNA-binding transcription factor activity, RNA polymerase II-specific; zinc ion binding. The record is from RefSeq and is a predicted model, not a curated record. Bases 1 to 801 code for a protein of 266 amino acids. The transcript has 2 exons. Gene Ontology annotation, biological process: regulation of DNA-templated transcription. Lineage: Eukaryota; Fungi; Basidiomycota; Agaricomycetes; Agaricales; Mycenaceae.